UCAAUAAACCAGUCAGGUUUCGUUUCAUACUUCCACCCGAGUCAUAAAAAGCAGCUGCUUGUACUGCAGAGUCAUUAUAGCAUCAUGUUUUCAUGGGGAGAGGACUGGCAGCAGGGCUUUCGCUUGAAAAGACCCUCAAAUAUUUCAACUGCUGAUGGAGUACGCUGUUUAAACCUCAGUUUUCAAGUCACAGAUCUUUCAGCAGGUCACAGACUGCUUGCCUUCAUUAAAAGAAAUGGGGAUGCUUACAUCAUUCACACAGUUGAGAGCCAAGAUGAGGGAAGAGUGAGAGGGAAACAGAAGAUUGUGAAAUGCGAAGAGAAGAUUGAGGCUGUGAGUUGUGGUGAAGAUGUGGUGAGGAUUCUGUCUGAAAGUGGCAUCGUUUUUUGUGUGGAUCAAGCUCGCCCUCCUUUCAGUCCCAGCACACCAGAAGCAUUGGGCAGCAAACAGGUGUCUCAGGUGACUUGUGGGAGCCAGCAUACAGUCGUUCUGACAAAAGAUGGUCAGUUGUAUACUUGGGGCCAGGACUCCAGGGGGCAGCUGGGUCUGGGCACAAACAAGCAAUACGUGAAUUCACCCCAGCAUGUCAGAUCUUUGUCAGCAAUCCCAGUGGUCCAGGUCGCUGCAGGUGGAGAGCAGAGCUUCGCCCUCUCUGUCUCUGGAGGAGUGUUUAGCUGGGGCAGAAAUGACUGUGGACAGCUUGGACUGGGUGACACACAAGACAGACAUACACCGACUCUGGUUCAUUACCUAAACAUGAAGAAAACUGUUUCCAUUUCCUGUGGAAAGGACCACACUGCCGCUCUGACAAAGGACGGUGCAGUGUUUACAUUUGGCUCUGGUCAAUAUGGACAGCUCGGCCACAACUCGUUACAAAAUGAACAGCGUCCUCGGCUUGUUGCAGAGCUCUGGGGGGCAAAGGUCACAAAGGUUGCAUGUGGGAGCUAUCACACACUGGUACUGACAGAAUCCAAGAAGGUGUACUCGUUUGGGUGUAAUGAACAAGGGCAGCUGGGACGUGGAGAAGAGACUCGGGCAUCAGUGCCACUACCUGUGCAACUGCCACAUGACAUUUCUAACAUCUAUGCAGGAGGAAACACUUCAUUUGCAACAUGCACGCCUAAUGAGGGCGCUGAUAACGAGUCAGGCAGUGGCACAAAGAACAACGUGACAGAACACUCUAUCGAUAACAUGAUUGACAAAUGGAUCUCUGCAUAUAAUCCAAAGCUGUGGAAAAAUCUAAAAGAGGAAAUUCACAGGAUGCUCACAUCUCCAUCCUGUGUGAAUCAAAGCUUUCUUGACAGGAGCAAAGAUAAACAUUUCCAAACGUCACCAACGUACUCCGGUUUGGACUUGUCACUUGCACGGCGAAGUUUUGAGAAGCUGGUGAUGCGAGAUGUUGUUUUUGCAGAGCAGGCUGAGACUGCUGUUCUGCAGCUGCUUCCAUCUGUUGAUAUGAACCCCGUGGGAGUGGAAGAAUUAAGGAUCUUCAUGCUUCUCAAUGAACUUCUACAUGCAUGCAUACAGAAAUGCAGAUGGCAACAGAGCAAAAAGCUUGCUGAUGCAGUCGCUGCUACCAUGCAACGACUCCCCGAUGCAAGCGUACAGAUUUUAGGGGAAUGGUGGUCCUCACUGUCACCCUCCGACAUGAUCAGAUAUGUUCAGGUGUGGAAGAGGGCCCUCUCGUGGAUCAAGAUCUUUAAGUCUGCUUCUUGCAACUCUCAAGCCAGAAACAUACUGCUAAUCCUCCAGCAUAUGUACCACACCAAUGAGAUAAACAUGAAAAUCCCAGAAACAACUUUUUGCCUUGAGUUUACCCCGAUGUUUCUAAUGGAGGAUCUCAAACAUUGGCGCACAAAGUCAAAACUCAAGAAUGCAGAUGAUCUGCCUGUGAUUCUUUGCAAGUACCCAUUUCUGAUGGAUCUGAAAUCAAAGAAAAUGGUUUUUGACAUGAAUUCUGCAAUCACUCAGAACGAACAGCAGGCGCCUCCACAGAUGGCUUUUGUUGUUCCUUACGGAUGGAUUCCCCAGCCAAAUCAAAAAAAAUUUAAACUGAGGGUGCAGCGUGCGUCUCUUUUAGAAAGCACCUUCAGAGAGCUGGCAGCUGCUCCUCACAGCGACUUCAAGAAGCAACUUGUGGUCUUCUUUGAUGGAAAUUAUGCAGUUGAUGAUGUCAACAAGAAAGACUUUUUUUAUGAAGUCUUUCAUGAAUUGAUGUCAGUUGAAUCUGGGAUGUUCGUGUUCAAUGACUCUAAAACACUGGCAUGGUUCUCCUCUGAAGUAACUCAGGAUGACCAGCAUUUCUUCCUGUUUGGCGUUCUGUGUGGAUUGGCCUUGUACAACAAUUGUAUCAUUCACUUACCCUUCCCACUGGUUCUCUUCAAGAAGCUGCUUGAUGUAAGGCCUUCAAUGGAGGAUUUAAAAGAAUUCAGCCAAGUUGGAGAGAAGGAGUUUGUGGAUGCCUAUGUGAAUCAUGCCUUCAACACAUCAGUGGAGAAUGUGUUUCAGGAGUUCAAGAGAGGCUUCUUCCUGGUGUGUGAGCGGGAUUUGGUGAAACUCUUCAGGCCAAAGGAGCUGCAAGAAGUGAUGGUGGGCAAAGACUUCAGUGACUGGGAAAAGCUGAAACAGAACACACAUUAUGAAGGUGAAUACAGCGCAGACCAUCCCACCAUACAGAUGUUUUGGGAGGUCUUUGAUGAACUGACUGAGAAUCAGAAGAAAGUUUUCCUUUGGUUUGUGACAGGAUUUGACCGGGUGCCUAUUCUCGAUAUGGACAAAAUCAAGAUGCAAGUCAAAGUUAAAGAAGUCGAGGACCUCUCCUAUGACCUCUACUAUCCUGAGACUCACACUUGCUAUACAAUUUUAGAGCUGCCAUUAUAUUCAGCUAAGGAGAUAAUGCAAACCAAACUCACAGAGGCUCUGAGCAACAAUAAGUGGAUCCAUAAGUGAUCAACAAUAAAUGACAAUAUUUUUACUGUACUGAACAGAAGACAUAACAUUGUAACACUGAAAGGGGCGAAUCUAAAGAAAUUUUCUUAAGGUGGCAUGGAAAUCAAAUAGGGUGGCAAAAUUACACAUAUCCAGGUGUUACAUUCCAUAACAGGCAUUUUAUAUGGUUAAAAUACAUCAAAUGCAGUAAGUGUACACAUGUUUCAUAUAAAUAUACUUUGUAACUUUCUAAUUUCCUUUAAUCUACAUAAUUAAACCUCUGGGGUCCAGGGUAUAAGUUUUGACUACUUUUGAUUUGACCUCUAUAUUUCACCUUUAAAAACUGUUCAUCUUGCCUUGUUUG
This is a messenger RNA of Oreochromis niloticus (Nile tilapia), 3292 nucleotides long. RefSeq names its product probable E3 ubiquitin-protein ligase HERC4. Bases 85 to 2949 code for a protein of 954 amino acids. NCBI's taxonomy places the organism in Eukaryota, Metazoa, Chordata, Actinopteri, Cichliformes, Cichlidae. The record is from RefSeq and is a predicted model, not a curated record. Gene Ontology annotation, biological process: protein ubiquitination; ubiquitin-dependent protein catabolic process. Gene Ontology annotation, cellular component: cytoplasm. Gene Ontology annotation, molecular function: ubiquitin protein ligase activity. The transcript has 21 exons.